UGGAGAUCUUAGCUUCUCAGUUCUUAGUUGUCAAAUGAUGUGGAAACAAGGGUUUCAAAAUUAAAUAACAAAACAAAACGUGGAAACAUGAUAUAAGUGGGAAGGGGAGUUGGCAAUAUUUAGUCAAACAUACCUACCACACAUGACAUGCCUAAAUUGUAUAGCUCAAAUUCAAUUAUAUAUACAUUAUGUAUAUUUUUUUUGCUGAAAAAAUUCAUUUAUAUUAUUAUUAAGCUUUAGUUGCUUCCUCAUCAUUUGACUAUCUAAAGAGUUGCAUAAACUCACUCAUCCCAUGUUCCCAUAUACUUCCAAAAAGGGACAAUCUCACAAGGCCAACUGCAUAAUUGCAUAUUAUUGUAAACCUAUUAAUUAACAUAACACAUGUUCUAAUCCAAUUUAGUAUUAUCUUUUUCAGUACUUAAAAUGUCAUUUUACAAUACAAUCCAAGAUCACCUCUUCUCCACUACUUUGCUUACUCUUAAACAGCCUGUGAUACCUCAUUACAGAAUACCAAAUCCCAUGUGACCCGGUUUAAUCCCCUUAAUCCAAAUCCACUGUUGGAGAGAGACAAACAAACCCUCUAUAAAUAUACUUCUCCAUAAAUCUAUCUUCCUACAAUAAACCAAAUUAAAAAACCAGAAUGGGAAGAAGCCAAAUCCUCUUGUUAUGCUCUUUGAGCCUUUGCCUUAGCAUAGCAGUUGCAGAUUGGAACAUUUUGAAUCAGAGAACCAAAAAUGGUCUCCAAAUCUCACUGAGAAACUACUGCGAGAGCUGGAGAAUGAACGUCGAGCUUCACAACAUUCGAGGCUUCGAAGUUGUCCCCGAAGAAUGUGCUAGUUACAUUGGAAAGUAUGUGACUUCAACUCAGUACAAAGUUGACUCAGAAAGAGCCAUAGAGGAAUGCAUAGUCUUUCUCAGCACAAGUUGCAAUUUGAAGAAAGAUGGCAAAGAUGCUUGGAUUUUCGAUAUUGAUGAUACCCUUUUGUCCACUGUCCCUUUCUACAAAAAACACCAUUAUGGGGGAGACAAACUGAAUAUGACCUCUUUUGAGGAAUGGCAAAGUGAAAGUAAAGCACCUGUUUUGGAUCACUCCCUAAGACUCUUCAAUGAGUUAAAAUCAAGAGGUUUGCAGAUCUUUUUGAUUUCUUCAAGAAGAGAACAUCUCAGAUCAGAAACAACUAAGAAUCUUUUGAGUGUUGAUAUUCAUGGAUGGACCAAUUUGAUCCUAAGGUCACAUGAAGAUGAACUUUCCUCUGUCCAAGAUUACAAAACUAAAGCUAGAAAAGAAUUGAUCAACAAAGGGUACAGAAUUUGGGGUAUUGUUGGUGACCAAUACAGCAGCAUUGAGGGAAUUCCAAAUGCAAAGAGAACAUUUAAACUUCCCAACCCAAUGUACCAUGUUUGUUAAAACAAAAGAAACCUUAUUUAUUUUUUGGGUGUUUGAAGAUUGAUUCAACCAAAAAUUGAUUGCCUAAUAAGGCUUAUGUUUUGCUACUUCUAGUUCUACAUAAGAUAUUUGUACCAUUCAACAUUUCUCUCUUAAUAAAUAUUUGGCAAAGCUUUUACAUUAAAA
Cannabis sativa is the source of this 1573-nucleotide messenger RNA. Its product is annotated as acid phosphatase 1. The transcript has 3 exons. The record is from RefSeq and is a predicted model, not a curated record. Gene Ontology annotation, molecular function: acid phosphatase activity. The coding region runs from base 641 to 1408 and encodes 255 amino acids. Lineage: Eukaryota; Viridiplantae; Streptophyta; Magnoliopsida; Rosales; Cannabaceae.